Messenger RNA from Dictyostelium purpureum, 1350 nucleotides. RefSeq lists its product as uncharacterized. Lineage: Eukaryota; Evosea; Eumycetozoa; Dictyosteliales; Dictyosteliaceae. The record is from RefSeq and is a predicted model, not a curated record. The transcript has 2 exons. Gene Ontology annotation, molecular function: NAD+ poly-ADP-ribosyltransferase activity. Bases 1 to 1350 code for a protein of 449 amino acids.
AUGUAUGGUGAAAAUAAUUUCUAUAAAUUACAAAUUAUUUAUAACCCAAAUCUUGACCGUUACUUUAUCUUUAAUCGUUGGGGAAGAAUUGGUGAUUCUGGUCAAUAUCAAAAAACUCCAUAUUCCAAAGAAGAAGCUAUUAACGAGUUCUGCAAACUUUUCAAACAAAAAACUGGUAACAUAUUCUCUCAAGCCACAAUGACCAAUUUCCAAAGAGUCGAUGGCAAAUAUCAUUUAUUAAAUAUUGAUAGAACUGAUAGAUCAAAGAAAGAGGUUCUCCAUCCAUUUGAUCUCUCUAAAUAUCCACCUUCAAAACUUCCAAAAGAAAUCUUUGAUGUUAUGUCGCAAUUCUGUAAUGUUGAAGCAAUCUCUAAUCAAUUAAAAUCCCUUAAAAUUGAUACCGAUAUUAUGCCAUUAGGUCGUCUCUCAAAAGAUGCCAUUAAUAACGCUGUUGCUAUUUUAGGCAAGAAUGAUGAUACCCUCCCACCAAUCAACGAAGUUCUCGAAAGUCAAUUAGAAUUAAGCAACAAAUUCUUUGAAUUAAUUCCCCAUUCUGAUUUCAGAACCGAAAAAAUGCAAGUUUUAAGACAUCAACAUGAAAUCGCUACCAAAAUUAAACUUUUACAAAAUCUUGACGAAAUGGAAACUGUUAGUAAAAUUUUAAUUGCUGCCCAUCAAAAUUCUUCAAUGCACCCAUAUGAUUAUUGUUUCAAAGCUGUUAAUGUCUGCAUGGAAAAAUUAAAUGAAAAUACACCAGAAUUCGAAAUUAUUAAGAAAUAUACUUUAAAUACUGGUUGUCACCAAAAGAUUCACAAUGUCUACAAAAUCCAAAGAAAAGGAGAACCUGAAAAAUUCCAACAACAUAAAUCUCUUAAAAAUCAUUAUCUUUUAUGGCACGGUAGUUUAACAACAAAUUAUCUUUCAAUCCUUUCUCAAGGUCUAAAGAUCGCACCACCAGAAGCCCCAGCCACUGGUUAUAUGUUCGGUAAAGGUGUAUAUUUCGCUGAUAUGUUCCAAAAAUCAAUCAAUUAUUGUAAAUCAUGGCAAACACCAAACACUAGCAAUCGUAAUUUCCUCUUACUCUCAGAAGUCGCUCUUGGUACUAUGGCCGAAUUCAAGAGUGCUCAUUACAUGGAAUCUCCACAAACGGGUACAAAUAGCACAAAAGGUGUUGGAAAAAAUGGUCCAAACUUUGAUAAUAGUAUCAUUUUAAAUAAUGGUGUUUGCAUUCCACUCUCUAAACCAGAACAAGUUAAAGAUACCACAGGCUACUUUUUAGAAAUGAACGAAUACAUUGUUUACAACACAUCACAAAUCAGAAUGAGAUAUUUAGUCGAAGUUUCUCAAUAA